UAGUUGCUUCUUCUAAUUUUCUACACUAUUAUAUAGUCCAAAAUAAAAUGAAACGAGGGGAAGAAUCAACGAGACGAGUGUUCUAUAAUAUAUUGAUCUAGGUAUAUAGCUUGUGUUGGUGAUCAUCAAGAUUAGAUAUAGUUAAUCUAUAUCAUGAGUAACGAUCAUUCAUCAGCUUCGUAUAUCCACAUGGUGCAACACCUGAUAGAGAAGUGUUUGAUUUACAAAAUGACAAAAGAAGAGUGCAUGGAGGCACUAUCCAAGCAUGCAAACAUCAAACCUGUUAUCACUGCUACUGUAUGGAAAGAGUUAGAGAAAGAGAACAAAGAGUUUUUCGAGGAAUACAAAGAAUCACAAAAUACCAAAGAUCGUAUGACAGAGGAAGAGACAAGUGCUAUGAUAGAGAAAAUGAUAUUAGAUUCCAAAGAACCAGGUCCUUCCAAAUAAUCAGACAAGGAAUAAUAAUAAAAAUUAUAUAAUAACAUAUAUAAUAACUAUGUACGUGAUAGCGAUCUAACCUUUAAGUUCUCAUAAAAUGUGUAAAGCAUUUUUAUAUUAUUUAUAUUACGGUCUAUUAAUAAUAUAUUACAUAUUAUGAAUAAUUACUUGUAAUUAUCUUUUAAAAUGAUGCGCGAGGUAGGCUCGCACGUAUCAAUUUGUGGUCCCUAUUUAACUUUAUUGAAAAAUGUUGCAUA
Solanum pennellii is the source of this 695-nucleotide messenger RNA. RefSeq lists its product as uncharacterized. Lineage: Eukaryota; Viridiplantae; Streptophyta; Magnoliopsida; Solanales; Solanaceae. The record is from RefSeq and is a predicted model, not a curated record. Bases 154 to 447 code for a protein of 97 amino acids. The transcript has 3 exons.